Paramormyrops kingsleyae is the source of this 2024-nucleotide messenger RNA. RefSeq names its product histone H4 transcription factor (gene hinfp). Gene Ontology annotation, biological process: anatomical structure development; regulation of transcription by RNA polymerase II. Lineage: Eukaryota; Metazoa; Chordata; Actinopteri; Osteoglossiformes; Mormyridae. Gene Ontology annotation, molecular function: DNA-binding transcription factor activity, RNA polymerase II-specific; RNA polymerase II cis-regulatory region sequence-specific DNA binding. The record is from RefSeq and is a predicted model, not a curated record.
UUAGUCACUUGAGGAUCGCGUUGUAUUGGUUUAUUUCUAAGAGUGCGGGAGACCAAGCAGGAAAUGCUGUGGAUAGUGUUGUUGAUUUGGUUUGUUAUUAGCUAGCUAAGUUAAGGUUUUCAGAACAGUUGUUUGACAGUUUGUUUUCGGGCAGAACCGAGCGAUGGCGCCGAGCAAACGGCAGCGGCGGGAGAAUGUGUCGGUGGAGCUGGCGUGCGAAUGGGGGUCCUGUCAGGAGUCCUUCAAAAGGAUGCAGGACUUCUGCGAGCACGUGGAACAGCAUCUCAAGGCGCUGCAGCUGGAAGACGAGGAACCCGACGCCCUAGCAGAAGAGCAGAGCUGCCUAUGGCGUGAAUGUGGCUUCUGUGCAGUAGAGUGCCCCGGGGAGCUUCUGCGCCAUGUCUACUUCCACUGUUACCACACCAAGUUGAAGCAGUGGGGACAGGCGGUCUUGGAAAGCCAUCCUGAUCUAGGAUCCUGCGCCCUGGGCCUGCAGAAUCGCAAUAUUGUGCCCGACAUCUCGGACAACUUCCUGUGCCAGUGGGAGCACUGCGAGACCUUGCUGGAGAACCCUGAGUGGUUUUACCGACACGUGGAAAUGCAUGGACUCUGCACGGAGAUGACGUCCGACGGCAAGGAAGAGAGCGUGCUGCACUGCGGCUGGAAGGACUGUGAGGCUACCUUCAGGGGCCGGUUCAAACUGCGGGAGCACCUGCGCAGUCACACGCAGGAGAAGGUGGUGGCAUGCCCCACAUGCGGGGGCAUGUUCGCCAACAACACGAAGUUCUUCGACCAUAUUCGCCGGCAGACCGCCAUUGAGGGUCAGAGGUUCCAGUGUUCACAUUGCUCCAAACGUUUCGCCACUGAGAGGCUGCUGAGGGACCACAUGAGGAACCAUGUGAACCACUACAAGUGCCCUCUGUGCGACAUGACGUGCCCAUCACCCUCCUCACUGCGAAAUCAUGUGAAGUUCCGCCACAGCAACGAGAAGCCUUACAGCUGCGAGUACUGCGAGUACAGUUGUAAGAACCUGAUUGACCUGCGCAAACACCUGGACACGCACAGCAGUGAGCCCGCCUACCACUGUGACUUUGCUGACUGCAACUACGCCACCCGCUCCCUGCACUCAAUCAAGUCCCACUACAAGAAAGUGCACGAGGGUGACUUCGUCCCACGCUACAAGUGCCACGUGUGCGAGCAGUGCUUCACCCGGGGGAACAACCUCACCUCACACCUCCGCAAGAAGCACCAGUUCAAGUGGCCCUCGGGUCACCCCCGUUUCAGGUACAAGGAGCAUGAAGAUGGCUUCAUGAGGCUGCAGCUGAUCCGUUACGAGAGCGUGGAGCUGACCGAGCAGCUGAUGAAGGAGCGGCAGGAGGCACGGGACGGGGACUCUGACGGCCUGGCGGGCGUUGGGGAGCUGAAGGGCAUCGUGCUGGACGAUGGGGAGGCUGGGGUGGCCGUGGGCGGGGAGUCGGGCCCAGGCCCGGGCACAGAUGCGCAUUCUGAAGGCUGUGUCGACGGGCAGGCUGACGCCGUGUACUACAUCCUGAGUGGUGGAGGCAAUGGUGCUCUCCAGCAAGACCCAGGCCUCCAGGGGGCGCCGGAGAGCAGCGAGGACAGCGUAAUGCUGCAGCUCCAGAACACGGCUCAGCAGCUGGGCAUGGAGGUGGUGUAGACGCCCACAUGUGACUCUCCUGGACACACCUCCCGCGUGGCCGCUAAGUGGCACAGGGCUGCACCUGAAAUACCUGAAUUUAAACAACUUUUAGUUUAAAAAUAGUCCCUGCUGAUCACUACGACUCCAAAUCGUGGUUUUAGGGAACGGUUGAGGCCCCACUGAUUGGUUCAUCGUUCCCAUGGACUUCCAUCUCUGUGAAAUGUAUUGGUCCGGUGCUGUUGCCGUGGUCGCCAUGGUCACGCUCAAAAACAAAUGAAACAUCUGUUUUGACCUCUGACACAAUCCCAGGGGUGCGACCGAUUCAAUUGUCAAUAAAAAGAAUUCUGUUUUCAACAUGAUAAUA